AUUACGCUUGUCGCGCUGGGAGCGUCAGAAGAGGCGCAUACAGGUGCGAGGGAUCACGUCAAGAACUGGUUUCAUGAUCGCUUUAAUAUGCGUUCACGUACAAACGGAGCUGACCAGACCACGUUUCUACUCGUGAAGAGCGCGUCUCUGCUGCGGUUGGAGGCUCUAGGGAGUUUUCUACAGAACGACGUCUAUUUGAAGGAGAAACUUGGCAGCAGCCUAGGUGUUCUGGGAAGUGGAUGGAAACCGGUGAAUGAUCGAGUUCAAGAGAAAGAGCCACGACAAGUAGAAUCCGAAUCGCCAAGCUCUUCUACUCCUGUGGUUCGCGCUUCUACCACCUCCGCUCCACUAUUGGUGGAAGAACAUUCGCGUCGAUAGGUUGGAAAAUGCGACUUUAGAAGGCCAAAGGCCUAGUACUAUCUCCGGAUGAGCACUUUUCUUCGAGCCCUUUGGCUCCAGCUUUCUCCGCUUUAACCAGUGAAACUCUAUUCCGACUGGAAGGGUGACACCGGAACGAAAGGCGCUCGCCUGACGGAGGACGCAAUCGAACCCUUAGAGGGCCACCUGCUAGCCAUGCUAGGCCUCGCGCUUGCCCGUUUGUUCACUGUACAAUGAUGGCAAGUCUGUUCACACCAUCGCCACCACGCGCUGGCUAGCUUGGCAAGUACGAGAACCAUUGCUGGUGAUGGACAGAAAAAUACUAGUAUUUCUGCUGAUACUGGAACAACAACAAUACAAGGAAAUCAGAUUCAACAAGUACAAGUAGAUGUCUAGAAGCGAUAAAACCACUGGGUGAAGAGCAGAAGAUAAGUGCUUCCGACGCGACAAGCAUGUCAGGAAAGGGCAACAGACGACGCCCUAGUCGGGAAGCCCUUCCAGUUCCACCGAAGAAUCUUGCUGCGAAAGCUAGCGCUAACAUCAAGGGGACCACUAACAGCACCCCAUCCGGCAAAGCACCUGCAACAACAGGCUCCCCAGGAGAUGGGGCUUCGAACGGCAAAGGGGCUAAUAUUAGUCAUGCAUCAAAUACGAAUAGUUCAACAGCCUGUGUCCGUGCUGUUAGUGUCGACAAGAUCGCCACCACACACAAAGUCAAACUGCAUCUGGAUGUGACGGAUGACGGACAUUAUCCUUUCGGUGGGAGCACGAGCUGCGGUAGCACCAAUGCUAGCAAAGGAACUAAUGAAGUAGUAGUCUACGCGCUUCACGCUUAUAUUUCGAAGCAGCUUUUUAGCACGCGUUCGAAACUCGCACCAGUGAAGAAAAUGGAAAGGAUGAUGAUGAACAAAGUUGAUCUCGAUUACAAAAGCGAACCAAUCCCUAGGACUGCCUGCAAUUGCGAUGUCGUUCGUUGUGGUGUCACUGCACCAACUGUGGAGGACCUUAUCACGGAUGUGAAGGCACUCGUCCCUCACCAUUACAAAUAAAGGAUGAAGGAUGAGGGCAGUCGCUGCUUAGUAGAUUUUCUCUACAACAUGUACAUUGUCAUCUGCACGCUUACAUGUUGCAGCCAGCUUAUUUAUAUUUUUUCGAUAGUUC
This is a messenger RNA of Amoebophrya sp. A25, 1539 nucleotides long. Lineage: Eukaryota; Dinophyceae; Syndiniales; Amoebophryaceae. The record is from the annotation of a GenBank genome assembly.